Molecule: messenger RNA, 2020 nt
Organism: Actinia tenebrosa (Australian red waratah sea anemone)
Lineage: Eukaryota; Metazoa; Cnidaria; Anthozoa; Actiniaria; Actiniidae
Product: POU domain, class 3, transcription factor 4-like
Biological process (GO): regulation of transcription by RNA polymerase II
Molecular function (GO): RNA polymerase II cis-regulatory region sequence-specific DNA binding; DNA-binding transcription factor activity, RNA polymerase II-specific
Source: RefSeq, a predicted model, not a curated record
UCUUUCGACACGUUUCUCGGCCUGGCGGUAAAAUAGCCGAGUUCUCGUACAGGAACAUUGAGAAGUCAGAAUGGCAGCACAAACUAAUCCUUACACUAGUUCUAUCUCGACCACACAGAGUGAAUCAAGGAUGCAAAGUCAGCAGCCAACUAUUACUUACCGUGAAGAACAACCUGUAGUGAAGUACGAAAAUUUAACCCAACAACAACCGACUAACGGCGAACAACGAGUUAGUAAUCUGACUAACCAUCAAUGGGUUGUACAGGACCACUCAGGAGCUGUAGGUUGGCCUCCAAAUUCAAUGACCGUUCAAGAAGUCAAGCCAAUGCUAAGAGAAGACGGCUCACCAGUUGUAAUAACUACGGCGUCAGGUGCGACGCUCGUCCAUCAUCGGCCUGGUCACUCCGGAAUGAUGGAGCAGGUUCGCUGGUCGGCACCGACUGCAGGAUCGCCGGAUCACACACGUAUUCAUAUUAACGCUGCACUCCAGCCUAAUCCACCUACGACAGUAACCGUCUACCAGAGUGUAAAUGGUGCUAUGACUCUACCCGCCAGUUACGCUCCUUCGAGUCAAACCAUCCGAGAAAAUCCUUCGAUGCAAGAUACUCAACUUCAAGGUCAACACGAUAUUAUGGAAGGAGAUGAAGAAACUCCGACUUCAGAUGACCUGGAGCAAUUUGCUAAGCAAUUCAAGCAGCGACGAAUAAAACUGGGAUUUACACAAGCAGACGUAGGCCUUGCUCUAGGUACGUUGUAUGGGAAUGUUUUCAGUCAAACUACGAUCUGUCGUUUUGAAGCUUUGCAGUUGAGCUUUAAGAAUAUGUGCAAGCUAAAACCAUUACUGCAGAAAUGGUUGGAAGAAGCGGAUAAUAAUAAUGGCUCGACUGGAGUCAUGGAUAAGAUGGCAACCCAGGGAAGAAAGAGAAAAAAGCGAACAUCCAUAGAGGUAGCAGUCAAGGGAGCUCUGGAGAAUCAUUUUUGUAAAAAUGCCAAGCCAUCAGCUCAAGAAAUUACGCACUUGGCCGACAACUUAGGCCUUGACAAGGAAGUGGUUAGAGUAUGGUUCUGUAAUCGAAGGCAGAAAGAAAAACGCAUGACAGCAACUGUUGGGAGUAACAACGAAGAUGAGGAGGUUAUGCACCCAUCUGUAGUAACCGUAGCAUCCAUGCAAGCAGUCAGCCAGUAGUGAGGAACAAUAUUUUGAGGUUAAUCUCUAAAGACUCUAGAGUCAAACGACACUAUGAACGAAGUGUUUUCUACUAAAGUAUCGAGCUGAAUCUAUCUCCUCUACAGUAAAACACGAACGAGAGGAACUAAUGUGUGAAUUCAAUUUUCACCAAAGACUUCCAACUAUAAACGAUGUAAACAGACGAACAAAUUUAGCCACUUACUAGAGUAAUUGUUUUCCUCGAAUCAUGCUAAAUAAUUCCUAAGAGAACAAUGCGACCGUAAGAAGACAUAAGAGAAUGACUGCUCUUGAUGUGUGGAAUUGUAAAUAGCAUCCUUGUGUAUCUUCAUUUACCUGUAAAUUUUUGUUAAGUUUAAAUGUGGUAGUUCAAAUGGCAUACAGUACCAGAUAAGUUAUAAUUCCAUAAGACAUGAUAAUCGAACCAUGUUUUUUUUCUUCUUUCGAGUCAGAUGGUAGUACUCUGGAUUUUAAAGAAAGGCAUCAAAACUCCUGCAGAUCUGAGACCAACCCUACACUCAGUUCAGUUCUAUGUAUACUAAGCUUUAUUUCUGAAUGAUAACAGUGCAAUCAGUGUUCCUAAUAUCAUAUACAUAAGAAUCGUACUUUUCUAUAUAAAUGAGGUUGUAAUUCCUCAAACGUUCACGUCCAACUUAUUAAAGUUUUUAUGUAGAAUAAGAAGUUCUGCUCUGUUGUAUGCUGUUUUGCCUAUCAUCGAAGCCACUUUGAUGUCCAACUUAGACCUGUUCCUUUACAUGUCUUUCGUACAAAACUAUUUAUGUUUUUCAUCCAUGUGUGUAUAAAGUUCAAGUAAUAAACUAUGUAGUACUAUGA